AUGUGCCCGCCACCAUUCAUUUCCGACGCGGACUUCAUGGGAGGAGGAGGAUACAUCGAAGGCCGAUUCUGCGGCAUCAACCCGAGCGCGCCCCGAGGCCAACGAUGCUGCCUGCCGUGCCCGGUGCAAGACUGGGUGUACCCGGCCGACUACGUGCGCACGCUCAAGGUGGCCAACUACGUGGGCAUCGGCUCCGUCGCGCUGUGCGGCGUGCUGCUGGCGUCCUUCCUCGCGCUGCCGCCCGAGCGCAGCAGCCGGCACUACCUCAACAUCGGCGUCACGCUCGCCAUCACCUUCUUCUCCGUGCCCUUCGUCGUCCCGCUCGCGACCGAGCCGGCCAUGUGCCACGACCGCAUCACGCCCAACGGGCAGGGGUCCGACGCGUCGUGCGCCUGGACCGGCGCGCUGCUGCUGCUCGGCGCCAUGGGGUCCGCGCUGUGGAUCCUUUUCCGCGCCCUCUGGCUCCACCUGCGCGUCUGCUGGGAGAUCGAGCCGGGGCGCCCCUUCAUGGGGCUCUGCAUCGUGGCCGGCAUCGUCGUCCCCGUCGCCUUCACCGCCGCCAGCAUGACCGUGACGGGCGUCUCGUACCGCACCGGCCUCGUCUGCCUGCCCAACCACCACAAGGCCAUCGUCACCUUCUGGGCGUGGCAAGUCGGCUUCGCGGGCGCCGCGCUGCUGGCCCAAGGCAUCACGACGGGAUACUGCCAGUGGGUGUUCCUGCGAGUGUUGGUUCGGGGGAAGAGGAAGGGAGGAACAACAGGCGGUGGCCGUGAGCCAAUGACGCCGGCAAGCGGUGGUUCUGAGCGCUCAAACUUCGCGAGCGACGGAUCGGGGCCGUCGGCGGAGCGGCCGCGGAAGACGUGGCGGCAGGUCAGGCGGAUUUUGCAGCUGCAAUGGCGCCACAUAGCAUUGACCAUCGUGAUGGCGGUCGAGUCGCUGUUCUACAUCAUCGUCUUCGUGGCGCAAGACACGCGAUUUGGCGAAGUGGCGGCCAACGUCAACGAGCCGGAAGCGAAAACGUGGAGCGCGUGUUUGGUGUUGUCGGGUGGGAAUAGGGAGGAGUGUCUGAAAUAUGCGGGAAAGUUGGCCAUCUCGCAGGAUUUGGUGCUGGGGUCGCUACUUCUGGGAUCGCUCAUCGGCACUCAGAACUUCUUCCUCCUAGCCAAACCAAGCAUCCUCAUCGGAUGGUGGGAGCUGCUCUGCCACCCCUUCAAGCGUCUCCCUCUGUUUGACCGACGGCGCGGCUCCGAUCUUCCUUUGACCUCUCUCAAGCCAGAAAGGCAUUCCUCUGCUCCCGGCACUGCCAAACUUAGCACUACCGGCGCUCAAGACCACGCCGUCAAUGGCACCACACCCCUCAUAACGACAGCCAGCACAUCCGGCCCCUCCAGACAGUCCACUCUUUUCGGCUACCGCCGUCCGCGCUCCCGCUCUUCCCGCCGCUCCUCAUCCACCUCCUCCUCGAGCAGCUUCCAUGGCGCCACCGUCGACAUGCCUCCGGUCACGGUACGGAACCCGUACGAACUCUUCCUCCCCUCCGAACGCGCCGCCUCGGUCAAGGACCCGGUCGAGCGCGCCCGUUUGGCCCGUGUUGGCGACAUAGUUGACCUGCAUAAUCUCUACGCCACCGACGUCCGUGAGGACAGAGCAGCCUUCAACGCCGCGAGGCCUUCAACGCCGCCGCCCCCACCGCUACCACUCAAUGUCGUCAAGUCUCCUCCAAGCAAACCACCAACGACCACAGCGACGACGACGAGAGGAGGCCGCAACAGCAGCAGUCCAAGUCCACGAACAACCGCCAUCCACCUUCCCAUGGCCACCUCGGCCGCCUCGCUCUCCCUUCCCUCCCCCUCCCCCACUCCCUCCUCUUCCUCCUCCACCACCUCCCACGCCAUUCCCACAGCAGCAGCAGCAGCAACAGGUCGAGAAAGCCCCACACCCACCCAUCCAGCCCCCCUCCAAGCCCGCGCAUCACCAUCACCAUCCUCGUCCUCGUUAGCACCACCACCACCUCCCCCUCCCCCUCCCCCCACCCUCCCCACCCGCAGCGCAACCAUCCACCACACCUCCUCCUCACCCACCCCCACCCCGCCCCAGCCUAAUUCAUCCCAGCACACCCCCCAGCACCUCCGCCCCAGCCGCAGCAUCGACAACAUGAUGGCCAACGGCCGACACGUCGUCGGCCUUCCGUCCUGGGCCGCGCUCGGUGGCGGGGGCAGAGGUGGUAAUGGUGGCAAUGGUUCGUCGGCAUCGACGGUGGCGGACCUGCGUGGGGCGAUGAGGGGCGGGUUGGCGAUGCAUCCGGUGGGGGCGGCGGCGGCGGCGGACGAGUUUGUUGGUGGUGGUGGUGGUGGUGGUGGUGGUGGGGGAGGAGGAGGAAGCGGCGGCGGCAGGGGAGACGAGGCUGCUGCUGGGAUGGGCGCCGGUGCUGAUCGGGCGGUCGGUGGGACGAGCGGCGGUGAAUAUGCGGAGAGGAGGGGGGGCGGCUUUUCGGGUGGUGGUGGGAGCGGAGGGGCAGCAGGAGGGGGAGAGGCGAGAGGAGGAGGAGGAGGAGGAGGGAGAGGAGGUGUCGUGACGUUGGCGGAGAUGUUGGAUCAAGGACCUCCACCUGCACCUAACGGUGCUGGGUAG
This is a messenger RNA of Diplodia corticola, 2631 nucleotides long. Its product is annotated as g-protein coupled g-protein-coupled. Gene Ontology annotation, molecular function: G protein-coupled receptor activity. The transcript has 4 exons. Gene Ontology annotation, cellular component: membrane. The record is from RefSeq and is a predicted model, not a curated record. The coding region runs from base 1 to 2631 and encodes 876 amino acids. Gene Ontology annotation, biological process: G protein-coupled receptor signaling pathway. NCBI's taxonomy places the organism in Eukaryota, Fungi, Ascomycota, Dothideomycetes, Botryosphaeriales, Botryosphaeriaceae.